UUUCUCAAAUUUUUAAUGAAAUGUUUGUUUUUUUGGUGGGAAUAUUUAAUGAAAAUAUCACGAAGUCCAAAAUUGCCACAAGCUGAGAUUUUUAUUUUAUUUUGCAUCAUCAUCAUCAAUAUCAUUCAUCAUCAUCAGACAUCAGGUGCGUCAUAAGCUCCACAAAAAACUCAUCCAUGGCGAUUCUUAGUUACAUCUCAGCAACAUCAACCACACCACCAAUUCCUCAAGAUCAAUCUCCCAAUUCUCGUCUACCAACCAAAAUCAUUCUACCCAAUAAGAAACCUGAGAAAUGGUCCACCGGAGUUGCUCCCGGAGAGUACGGUGGUCCUCCGACUACCACCAAGCUCCGAAAGUACUGGGGAGGUGAAAAAGAAGAUCCCAUUACUUCCACAGACUUAAUCUGGAACAGAGAUUUUAUGGAUCAAAUGAAGAAAUUGUUUGAUGAUCCUAAUGAUUCUUCUCUCGACCCAUCUCCUUCAAAGGAAAAGUCUUCUGGGUUUCUGAGCUUUAGCAGAGUUAUGAGUCUUGACAGUAUGGAUGUUGAUUUAAGUAAAGAGCUUGCAUCGUCUUCUAAAUCCGUUGUGAAAAAUCGUCUUGACACCUCCAAGUCAGAAGCUAAAAAGCAAAUGAGUAAGGCUAUUGUGUCUCCUAAAUGGAAGCUGGCACCUACACGUCGUGAGCAAGAGAAAUGGGAUAGAGCAACGAAGGCUGCAACUGGUGGCAGUGAUGUGAUGUUUAGGGAGCUGAGACGGCCACGUGGUGACCCAGAAGUACAAGCUGCUAAAGACAGGGAACAAUAUUUUAAGCUGAAAAAUAAGAUUCAGGUUCUCACACUCGGUAUUGGUGGUGUUGGUUUAGUCUCAGCUUAUAUCUCAUACACCCCAGAGAUAGCACUUAGUUUUGGUGCUGGCUUGUUGGGUUCACUUGCAUAUAUGAGGAUGCUUGGUAACUCUGUAGAUGCCAUGGCAGAUGGAGCCAGAGGAGUUGCCAAAGGUGCAGCUAACCAGCCACGGUUACUAGUCCCCGUUGUGUUGGUUAUGAUAUUCAAUAGAUGGAACGCAAUACUUGUUCCUGAGUAUGGAUUCAUGCAUUUGGAGUUGAUACCAAUGUUGGUUGGGUUCUUUACUUACAAAAUUGCUACGUUCUUUCAAGCUAUAGAAGAAGCCAUCUCCAUUACUACUCAAAAACCCGAAUCAAUCUCUCCAGACACACAGGCCAGUGAUUAAUAAGGUCAAGGUCAGUGUUGUAAGAAAUGUAAUUAAACACAGAAGUGUUAAUGUAAUAAAAACUAAUAACUCAUAAACUCAUUCAUACCAGCAAAUCACCAAGAGAUAGAUAGCUAGAACAUAUAAAGCAAAUGCAGAAAGAGUGAAACAUAGAAAGUUAAUGACUUUGAAAUUUUUAGACCAAACCGGGUCCAGUGUUGGUUUGAGUGUAUUCUUCGUUGAGUUUGCCUUCGUAAACAUAACCGAGCUUCUCACAACACUUCUUAAUCUCUUUGACAUCUUUCUCCGAGCAAGUAUCAUCGGAAACAACAACGGUCGUUUCGUUUUCUCCCGUUUCAUAUUUGGCAACUGCUUGAUGAUUCAGAACUGCAAUCUUGACGACCUUGUCGUCUCCAAAAGUAGUGCAAGAAAUUACUCUAGCUUCCAUUUCUUUAUUAUUGUCUUUGGGUUUAUUACUCUGCUUUUUGGAU
This is a messenger RNA of Arabidopsis thaliana (thale cress), 1699 nucleotides long. RefSeq names its product ATP synthase protein I-like protein. The transcript is spliced from 9 exons. Gene Ontology annotation, cellular component: chloroplast thylakoid membrane. NCBI's taxonomy places the organism in Eukaryota, Viridiplantae, Streptophyta, Magnoliopsida, Brassicales, Brassicaceae. Bases 177 to 1229 code for a protein of 350 amino acids. The record is from RefSeq and is marked reviewed.